AUGGUUUUUCCUACUAAAGAUAAUUCUAACUCAAAUGUUGGACCGGUUCCUUCUAUUCUCCCACCAGGUCGUAUACCUUCAAACGGAUCUAUAUAUGCCGUUUUGGAUUUUUUCAGUAUAUCUCUACCAAGAGUAACUUUAUAUUCUUUCGCCUACAUGUUGAUCGUUGUGGCAAUCUGUGUGCUCGCCUUGGCUUUUGUACAUAAGCAUGUGGCCAAGCCUAGUUGGAGACCUAGUUCCCAACAACUGAGCGAAAAAGUUAGAUUGUACAUGGCUCGAUCCAUGAUCGGCGAUGCAACUCGUAAGAUGUUCAAUGGAUGGUCAAGAUCGCGCCAGGAUAAUUCAACAAUUUCUAAUAGGGAUGAAAAGAGUAGACGUUUAUCGCCUGAUACAUCAUCUUCGUCCUCCACAUCCUUGUCGCCUUCUGUAUUACCAACGCACACCGCAUCCCCUAGAUUAUAUAAAAAGACAUCAAAUUCUCGACUGGCAUCUCAACGACGUUCAAAUUCACGCCCAAAAUCUCAGCCACAAAUUUCAUCCAUUUCAACAAUAGACGAUAAUUCGUCUGAUAAUUCGUCAAAUAAUUCUUCAAAUGAUCAACUGCUCGAACAACCUUCAACAAGUACCGAACUUGAUGAAUCAAAAAUAACAGUAACAAUUAAUGUUGCAGAUGCAUUAAAUUCUCAGGUCGAACAGACCGUCAAUGUGAAUUCUCAUUCUCAAGAAAGCAAUUGUAAGAUAGAAAAUAACCAUUUAGAUGCGAACCUUGAGAAUGUCUCUUCGACGACGAAUAAUAAACAGAAUCAUCCUGAGCAAGUACUUACUUCAGAUCAUAUUGAUUCUUGGAAUAAUUCUUGUCAAAAUUCUAUCUCAAAUCAAGAUGAAAAGGAUAGGCGAGUAGCCCUGGAUAUUAUGGCACCAUCUCUCUCAUUACCUCCUCAGAAUUUAUCUCCUAUAUUACGUAAAAAGAAUUCAAAAUCUCUAUUAAAAGGAAAGCGAAGACAAAAUUCUCGUCAGAACGAUCAGAAUGGAUGUGAGGAUCAGUCAAGGCAUAAUAUAAUUGAUCUAAAUUCAUCGGAAACCCAAAUUAUACAAAAAGAUAAUCAAGAAUCGAGUCAAAACGAAACAUCCGUAAAAUCGGGGCAUAAAAGACGACGGAAAAGGGCCAAGAAUUCUAAGAAUAAUAAUCAACAGACUUUAAGACGAGAUCAACGCAUUGAACAAAAAUCAUCAAAGCAAGAUUCCGUUACAGAUCAAGAACUUACACAACAUAAUGUUAAUAGGUUAUCAAAAUCAAUUUCUUCCAAUUCUUCCGAUGACACAAUUGGUUCAAUAUCUUAUCCACUUUGGCAGAAAUCAUUACGUGAUCAACAAGCAAAAGCAACGUUAUCUGAAGUGAAUGAUAAAAAUGCUAAUAUGUUUCAACGAUCCGAUUCUCCAUGGAAACAUAAUGGAUUGUCCUCAUCUUCUCACAUAGAAACCGAUAUUCAAUCUAUCAAUCAACCGAUCGUUUCCGUGAAUAAAUUUACCUCAUAUGCAGAUAUUAUACUUCCUACUGAAAAUAAAAUUGCAACUCCUGCACCUACCGCUUCAGUGAGGAAAUCUACUAAUCAUCAAUGGUAUUCUCCUUUCGGUUCUGGUCUUUCAAUUCAACUCAAUACACCUUCAUUACCUCGGGAUAAUUAUAAUCAAUUAGAAUCCUCAACCAAUUCGAUAUCUUUAUUUUCUUCUGAUUCUUCGCCAGUAAUGCCCGAACGUAGUCGAUCUACAAUCGUACCACCUUCUCCAAUAUCGGUUCCAAAUAAUCGUCAUUCAUCAACGUCGUCGAUGUUUUCAUCAUCAUCACCUUUUUCCAAUUUAUCCCAAUCCUCCAUGUCAAAUAAAAAUCCUUCAAAUUCCACAUGCAUUUCGCCGACAGCUUCCUCGUUAAGGGGAUCCUUUUUCGGAAGAAAACAUCCAGUUUCGGAUAAAGAGAAAGGAGAAUUAGAUGGUAUUAAUAGGGAAAAACUGAAUGAAAAUAAAAGCCAAGCUACAACGUGGUACGAGUCACGAAGAUCUCAACAGCCACAAUUUUCUUUGUUUGAUAAACGGUUGUCCUUCAUGUAUCCUCCAAAAUCUUAG
This is a messenger RNA of Diversispora eburnea, 2121 nucleotides long. Lineage: Eukaryota; Fungi; Glomeromycota; Glomeromycetes; Diversisporales; Diversisporaceae. The record is from the annotation of a GenBank genome assembly.